Messenger RNA from Paramecium sonneborni, 478 nucleotides. The record is from the annotation of a GenBank genome assembly. NCBI's taxonomy places the organism in Eukaryota, Ciliophora, Oligohymenophorea, Peniculida, Parameciidae.
UAUUAAUUUCUAGACUGACAAUUAGUUUUAACAAUUCAAAAUUAUGACUCCUUAGACAUGAAUGAAGAAGAAAUAUGAGGAAAAAAUAAAAAGGAAAAUUAAUCAUAAUUAAUAAUAUGGUAUGAGUUUACUUUAAUAAAUUAAGUUAAAGAUGUAAAUAUGAAAUCAAUAUAAGGCUAAUUUAAAUGGAUAGUGAAUAAAAGAACAAAGAAUUGGCAAAUAAAAUUCAUAAAUUUUUAAAUAUCAGAAUCAUGUAAAAAGAAAAGUGAGAAAAUAUUAAAAGGUUGAAAGGAAUCCUUUAAGGUCUACAAACAUACUUUAUUUAAAUAUAUAGUAAUCAUGAAUUAAGUUUAUGGAUAAUUUUGAUAAAGAAUAAAUCAUAGAAGAAACUAUCUAAUGAUUUAUAUGGAGUUAGUGUGAUGGAAUAUGUGAUAAAGAAGGAUUUUAUGAUAGGGAGAAUAAUUUUAAAGACACUUCU